This is a messenger RNA of Carica papaya (papaya), 1333 nucleotides long. RefSeq names its product galactinol synthase 2. The record is from RefSeq and is a predicted model, not a curated record. Lineage: Eukaryota; Viridiplantae; Streptophyta; Magnoliopsida; Brassicales; Caricaceae. Gene Ontology annotation, molecular function: glycosyltransferase activity.
CAAGUUCAGGUUGAGAAUACUAAGAAACAACACUUCCAGCUAAUUAACAUCCGUCUUUUUGUUGAAAAUCAAAGAUGGCUCCUGACAUGAAGACCACAACCCUGGCCCUAGCUAAGGCUGCUAGUCUCCCAAACAGGGCCUACGUUACAUUCUUGGCUGGCAAUGGAGACUACGUGAAGGGCGUGGUAGGUCUGGCCAAGGGUCUGAGGAAGGUGAAGAGCAAGUACCCACUUGUGGUGGCCAUAUUGCCGGACGUGCCGGAAGAUCACCGGAGAAUAUUGGUGGAGCAAGGCUGCGUCGUGAAGGAGAUCACGCCGGUUUACCCGCCGGAUAACCAGACCCAGUUUGCCAUGGCUUACUAUGUGAUCAACUAUUCCAAGCUUCGUAUUUGGGAGUUUGUAGAGUACAGCAAGAUGAUAUACUUGGAUGGAGAUAUUCAAGUAUUUGAUAACAUCGAUCACCUGUUCGAGAUGGAAGAUGGGUACUUUUACGCGGUGAUGGAUUGCUUCUGUGAGAAAACAUGGAGUCACAGUCCUCAGUAUCGGGUCGGGUACUGCCAACAGUGCCCCAACCGGGUUCAUUGGCCAUCUGUGUUAGGUCCAAAACCUCCUCUUUACUUCAACGCUGGCAUGUUCGUCUUCCAACCAAGUCUUCCCACUUACCAUCAUCUCUUGAAAACCCUCCAGCUCACUCCUCCAACCCCUUUUGCUGAGCAGGAUUUCUUGAACAUGUACUUCAGGGACAUUUACAAGCCAAUCCCUCCAGUUUACAACCUCGUUCUGGCUAUGCUAUGGCGCCAUCCUGAGAACAUUCAACUUGACCAAGUCAAAGUCGUUCAUUAUUGCGCAGCUGGUUCCAAGCCAUGGAGGUACACGGGAAAAGAGGAGAAUAUGGACAGGGAAGACAUAAAAAUGUUGGUGAAGAAAUGGUGGGAAGUAUAUGACGAUGAGUCAUUAGACUACAUCAACUAUACCGCGCCUCAUCAUGGAGAAGAUGAUCAGUCUUUGAUACUUCUACCAUUCUUCGAUGCUUUCUCGGAGGCCGGCGUCGUUAACUAUAUAACCGCCCCAUCUGCUGCUUAACCACCGCCAUCAUGAUUAUUGCUACCCACAUAUAUGUACUGAUUGAAUUUAAAAAAAAAAGAAAGUUUUCCUGUUGUUGCUAAAUCGAAUUUGAUCUCCCAUGAUUAUAUUCAAAAUGGGAGAUCCUCUCUCUCCUUUUUUUUUUUUUUUUCUUUUUAAAGUUUUUUAAGGAGUAGGAAGAGAUGACCUAAAUUAUUCAUGAGUCUUCUCUCUCGUCUUUGUUUGAUUGGUGGUGUAGAGAUCGACUGUAA